Boeremia exigua is the source of this 1189-nucleotide messenger RNA. Its product is annotated as cytochrome c oxidase assembly protein CtaG/Cox11-domain-containing protein. Bases 23 to 826 code for a protein of 267 amino acids. The record is from RefSeq and is a predicted model, not a curated record. Gene Ontology annotation, cellular component: mitochondrial inner membrane. Gene Ontology annotation, molecular function: copper ion binding. Lineage: Eukaryota; Fungi; Ascomycota; Dothideomycetes; Pleosporales; Didymellaceae. The transcript is spliced from 3 exons.
AGAGUGCCGCUCCACCAACACUAUGUCUGUCGCAAUGCCAUUGCGCCAGUUCCAGGCGCGCAUAGCGCAGCCAUGGAUCUGUACAGCAUGUUCGCGCUCGCUCAGCCGCAUACCGCGCACCCGCGCACCCGCAAUUCCCACUGCACGCCGAUGGAUAAGCUCGAAUAACACCACUGGCGACACAAGGCACGGCACUGUACCGAGCAUGGACCAGAUGCACGCCCGCUACAAGCAGAAGAACCGGACAGUCAUGAACUACGUCUUCAGCGUAAUUGUAGGCUUCGUCGCAAUCACAUACGGCUCCGUGCCCAUGUACAAGAUGAUAUGCCAGCAAACCGGCUGGGGCGGCCAACCCAUAAAAUCCGCAGCCCACGGCGGCACCGACCCCAACGCCGACCCCGCCGAGCGCCUGAAGCCUGUUGAAAACCACCCGCGCAUCCGCAUCACCUUCAACGGCUCGGUUUCGGACGUCCUACCCUGGAAAUUCGUCCCGCAGCAGCGCGAAGUGCGCGUCCUCCCCGGCGAGACUGCGCUCGCGUUUUACACGGCUACGAACAAGUCCGACGAGGACAUCAUCGGCGUGGCGACGUACUCGGUCACGCCGGGCCAGGUGGCGCCGUACUUCAGCAAGAUACAGUGUUUCUGCUUUGAAGAGCAAAGAUUGAAUGCGGGCGAGACGGUGGAUAUGCCGGUAUUCUUCUACAUUGAUCCCGAGUUUGUCACGGAUGCCAACAUGAAGGGAAUUGAGACGGUGACGUUGAGCUAUACGUUUUUCAAGGCGAAGUAUGAUAAGGAUGGGCAUUUGAGGCCGGUUCCUAUGGGGUGAGACGGGGGAUUGUAAAUAUGGAGCUCAGUGCAACGCGCAUGGGCGAGAUUGCUAACAUUACUGUACAUGUACUGAGAAUCAUCCAAGGAAGUUCUCACCCGGCGGCUCGCGCAGCCAGGUAGUCACUGCACAACACACUCCAUCUCGUUCCUUCCCCUUCUGCCCAUCAGAACAUCCAAACACCCCAAACCUCUCCUCCACUCCCAACUCACUACUCGUUCAUACCAUCCACAUCACUACCACCAUUCACUCACAUCCAUACCAACGCACACCUGCGUUCAUUCGUUAACACACCACCACCAUGCGCCUAACCUGCUGCACCGCCGAGCUGCGCCUCUCCCGCCUGAAGCCAUACAAACACGC